Molecule: messenger RNA, 954 nt
Organism: Tetrahymena thermophila SB210
Lineage: Eukaryota; Ciliophora; Oligohymenophorea; Hymenostomatida; Tetrahymenidae
Exons: 3
Source: RefSeq, a predicted model, not a curated record
AUGUCUUGCUCUGCACGUUCCUCAAUCCAAUAAAAUAUGGAAGAUUCCUAAAUAAAUAGCUUUGCUAAAAAGUACACUUUCGAAGAGUAAAAUCAAAUUCACACUUCUGAAACUUGCUCAUCUAACAAUUCACCUAAUGACUCUUGCUCUUCACGUAGAGAUUAAGCUAAAAGCGUAUUUAAUAUUGAAGAUUAUCUUGUGAGUACUAAUAAAAAUCAAUCCUCUAAGGAUGAUUUCUCAUCUGCUCUUGCCGCAACAAUUGCUUCAGAAUCAAAUGCUACUUUAGAGUAACUAAGUUUCUCUUAAUUCCCACUUACCGCUUCUAGCUCUAUCUUUUACAACUCAUUUUAUGAGUAAAAUAGUCUUGCAAACCUUCCUUUGACACCUGCUACUAAAAGAUCUUCUCUUAAAAAGCCUCUUGCUCGUAAAUCUGUAUUUCUUGAAGACCAAUUUUGCGAAAAAAUUGAAAAAAAAGUUAAAGGGAAUGAUGUCUAAGACUCUCAGCCUAUCCAUGAAGUUGUAGAAUUCUGCACAAACGACGGAUCAAAGACAUUUAAAUUUAAUUGUUUCCCUGAACGUUUACUGAGCAUCCCCGCAGAAUUUUAAGAUAAAAAUAUUAAUCAUAAUUCUGACAAUGACGCUGAAUCUAGUGAUGAAACUAUAUAAAGCGCCUGUCGUUAUAACUUGCGCAAAUUAAAGCUUGAAUUAAUGGAAUUAAGUACCACUUUUAGAUACUCUCACUAUCAUGUUGAUUUUGACAAAGUUUCAUCUUAAUACAUAGAAAAAAAAUAAAAGAAAGAAUAAGAAAUUCAAUCAGGAGACACCUCAUAGCCUGAAAUAAUGACGUAGUAACAGUUCAUCUAAUGUUAAUAGGACGAGUAAAAAUAAUAAAGUGAAAAUACAGUCUUAUAAUAAAAUAAUGAAAACUCAUAAAGCCUAUUAAUUCAAUAGUGA